Messenger RNA from Aspergillus saccharolyticus JOP 1030-1, 831 nucleotides. Its product is annotated as YoaK family protein. Bases 1 to 831 code for a protein of 276 amino acids. The transcript is spliced from 2 exons. NCBI's taxonomy places the organism in Eukaryota, Fungi, Ascomycota, Eurotiomycetes, Eurotiales, Aspergillaceae. The record is from RefSeq and is a predicted model, not a curated record.
AUGUCUCAGUCCUUUGAACCUGGUAAACCUGGUAGACCUCCGGUCCUGCCAGUCGUGGAAUCGUCUUCCGAGAAAUCCAGCAAAAUGCAGAUUUCUAGCAAGGAAAGCCAUUUGAAGCAGAACAUUGACAGCAAUUACGCGGACCUGAUCUGUGUAGUGCUGUGUUUCUUGACGGGUCUGUGCGAUAGUUCUGCCUUCAAUGCGUGGUCGUGUUUCUUAGCUAUGCAAACCGGCAACACCAUCGUCCUCGGCCUCGGCGCCUCCAACCUCCCCCGCGACUCCCCCUACAGCUGGCUUAAAUCCCUCGUCUCCAUCAGCUGUUUCCUGAGCGGCUCCUUCUGCUUCAGCCGCGCUGGCCGCCUGCUGGGCCCGACACGCCGCGGGACGCUGUUCGCCUCCUUCAUGGUCCAGGUAGCGCUGAUCGUGAUCGCGGUGGCGCUCAUCCAGGCCGGGCUGAUCUCGCAACCGGACGUCAGCAACCACCAGCACCACCCGUUGCUGGACCUCAUCCCGAUCGGGCUGCUUGCCUUCCAGUCUGCGGGCUCGAUCAACUCAACGCGCUCGCUGGGGUACAACGAGAUCCCCAGCGUCGUCAUCACGAGUGUGUACUUUGACAUUGCGUCGGAUAUGAACAUUUUUGCCGGCAAGAAUGUGAAGCGCAAUCGCCGCGUUGCCGGGGUGGUGAUGUUGCUCGUCGGGGCUAUUGUCGGGGGUUGGCUGAAUCGCAGUAACGGGGGUAUGGCGUCGACCUUUUGGUUGGCCGCGGGAAUCAAGUUCUUGAUUGGGUGUGGGUGGUUGGUCUGGGCGCCGAAGAAGCAGGAUGGGCAGUAG